CCUACUCCACUCAUUCUCUACCACAACCAGAACCUUAUCCUUCCAUCCCCUAUUCUUCCUCUCCUUUCCCUUCUUCUUCUCAAAUUUCAAAAAUCUCAUAGGAGAAGCACCAAAGCCUCCAUUCUUUUUCAUCCUCAUCUACUAAUAAGAAGAUUAAGGUGUGUAUUUCAAUCUUCCUUUCAUUUGGUUCGAAUUUUAUGUUCUUUAUUGGAAUAUUAGAUUGUUUUUACAAAAACCUAAAGCUGAAAAAAAAUAUUUUUGUAUUCUGUUCGCCAGAAUCAGUCGACCUAGUCUUCUUCGUGGUCGACCGGAUCUGAGGUUGACCUAUGAUGUUUAUGAGGUCGAAUUAUGAUGUUUUGCACUCCAAUGUUACGCGUUUGCUUCGAUCCAUUCUCGUUUUUUAUGAACUGAGGUCGAUCUAUGAUGUUUUGCACUCCAAAUGAUACGUGUUUGCUUCGAUCCAUGCUAGUUUAUUAUGAACUGAGGUCGACCUGUGAUGUUUUUGAGGUCGACCUAUGAUGUUUUUCACUUCAAAUGUUACGUGUUUGCUUUGAUCCAUUUUCGUUUUUUAUGAAUUGAGGUCUACCUAUGAUGUUUUGCACUCCAAAUGUUACGCGUUUGCUUCAAUCCAUGCUCGUUUAAUAUGAACUGAGGUCGACCUAUGAUGUUUUGCACUGCAAAUAUUACGCCUUUGCUUUGAUCCAUUCUCGUUUAUUAUGAACUGAGGUCGACCUGUGAUGUUUUUUAGGUUAACCUAUGAUGUUUUACACUCCAAAUGUUACGCGUCUGUUUCAAUCCAUUCUCUUUUUUUUUAUGAACUAAGGUCGACCUAUGAUGUUUUUGAGGUCGACCUAUGACGUUUUUUACGAGUAUUGGCCUUCUUCUUCGACCAAUAUUUAUGCUUGAUUCACUGAGGUCGACCUAUGGUGUUUAUUAGGUCGACCUAUGAUGUUUUUGACUCCAAAUGUUACGGGUUUGCUUCGACCCAUUCUCAUUUUUUAUUAACUAAGGUCGACCGUUGAUGUUUCUAAGGUCGAACGAUGAUGUUUUUUACGAUUCUUGGCCUUCUUCUUCGACCCAUAUUUGUGCUUGAUUCACUGAUGUCGACCUAUGGGGUUUAUUAGAUCAACCUAUGAUGUUUUUUACUGCAAAUGUUACGGGUUUGCUUCGACCCAUUCUCGUUUUUUAUUAACUGAGGUCGACCGUUGAUGUUUUUGAGGUCGACCGAUGACGUUUUUGACGAGUCUUAGCCUUCUUCUUCGACCCAUAUUUGUGAUUGAUUCACUGAGGUCGGCCUAUGGUGUUUAUUAGGCCGACCUAUGAUGUUUUUUACUCCAAAUGUUACGGGUUUGCUUCGAACCAUUCUCGUUUUUUAUUAACCGAGGUCGACCGUUGAUGUUUCUGAGGUCGACCGAUGACGUUUUUGACGAGUCUUGGCCUUCUUCUUUGACCCAUAUUUGUGCUUGAUUCAUUGAGGUCGACCUAUGGUGUUUAUUAGGUCGACCUAUGAUGUUUUUGACUCCAAAUGUUAUGGGUUUGCUUCGACCCAAUCUCUAAUUUGAUUAACCAAGGUCGACCGAUGAUGUUUUUGAGGUCAACCUAUGAUGUUUUUGACGAGUCUUGGCCUUCUUCUUCGACCCACAUUUGUGCUUGAUUCAUUGAGGUCGACCUAUGGUGUUUAUUAGGUCGACCUAUGAUGUUGUUGAGGUCGACCUAUUUAUGUUUUUGUAUCUUCGAUUUAGGUAAAUGUUGGGGUUAUUGAUUCUUCUUGCAAACAGAGGUCGACCGAUGAUGUUUAGUGGUCGACCUAUUUAUGUUUUGUUUUGUUUAUGCAUGUAGUGUAUAGGUAAACCGGUUUACGGACAUGUCGACCAAGUCUGGUUGGUUUCUUUCUUUGUCUAACGUGAAUUGUUGCUUGUUUGAUUUCGGGAUGUUUUGAGGGAAAAAGAAAAGAAAGUCAGACAAAGGGGCUGCCUCAAAUUCUGAUUGGGAUGACUUCAACCCCACUCUAUUCCAGAACAAGGAGCAAAGUGACAAAUAUGAAGAGAGGAGAAUGCAUAACCGUAAGGUGGCUCCUGGAAGGUCAUUGAUGACGGAUGCGUAUUCUCAUUUCGAGAAUUACGGGUUUCUAGCACCCUUUGUCGAACAAGAGUGGCUGAAGGUGAUAUCUCUGAAUGCACCAUACUACCCUAAAAUGGUACAGUACUUCUACAACAACAUCAUCUAUCAGCAUAAUGCAAAUGGAUCCAUUCGUGCAUUUAAAAGCUAUGUGAAUAGGGUGGAGAUGCGCAUCAGCAAGAAUGUGUUGGCAGAAGUACUGGAGACUCCAAACUAGGGGAAGAGAAUCAAUUCUUACACUGCUUGGAAUGAAACUCAUUUCUCGAGAACCAAGAAAAUCCAGACGGUAUGUGAUCUUGUUGAAGAGGAAGAUGCUUAGGAUCGUAGUAGGCCAACGAGUAACCAGCUGACAGUUCAAGCCGGAGUUCUUCACCACAUGCUUUCCUACAACAUUCUGCCAAAGGGUGGACAUCGGGAGGCAGACACCUAUUUCGACAUGGAGCUCCUCACCAACCUACUGUUAGAUGAGAAGGUGAACUUGCCAUACUUGAUCAUUAACCACAUGCUUACUGCUGCAGAGAGUUCAAAUAGGAAUCUUCCCUAUGGGAUGAUCAUGACUUUGCUAUUUGAGCAUUUUAAUGUGGAUUUAAGUGAUGAGGUUCGCUUAAGAAUCUCAAGGCAUGAGUUCUAUACAGUUUCAUCUAUGAAAAAGAUGGACUUUGAGCUGCGUAAUGGUGAGUAUGUCCGAAUAAACAAUUACGAUUUGU
Messenger RNA from Linum trigynum, 2825 nucleotides. The record is from the annotation of a GenBank genome assembly. Lineage: Eukaryota; Viridiplantae; Streptophyta; Magnoliopsida; Malpighiales; Linaceae.